UCCGCCAGCAGCAGUCACAUGACUCCCCCCUCAAGAUGGCGGACAACCUGCCCUCCGAGUUUGACGUGGCGGUGAUAGGAACCGGUUUGCCUGAAUCUAUCAUUGCAGCUGCGUGUUCGAGAAGUGGCCAGAGAGUUCUGCACGUUGAUUUGAGAAGUUAUUAUGGAGGAAACUGGGCAAGCUUUAGCUUUUCAGGAUUAUUGUCUUGGAUUAAGGAAAAACAGGAAAAGACUGAGGUCAGCGAAGAAAGCGAAGACUGGAGAAAAUUGAUCCUUGAAACAGAAGAAGCUAUUUCUCUUAGCAAGAAGGAUACAACCAUUCAGCAUGUAGAAGAUGUCUGUUAUAUCAGUCAGGAUUCAGCUGAAGAUAUUGAAGAAGCUGGUGCGUUGUCAAAACUGCCUGACUUGGGAGGUUCUGAUACUAAUGAGACUGCUCAGCAAUCUGAAAAAGGGUGCUUGGCUCUAGAUAAACAAUUAGGGACCAAGGGCUGUGAAAUGUCUCCAGAAACAAUUGCAAGUAAUGAUCUAGAGUGUACACCAGAAGGGGAAGAUACAGAGGUCAUCUCUGAAAGAGAAAGUUCCUAUGAUGCAACUUCUGGCCAUUCUACUUUGGAAACAGAAAAAACUGAGAAUGCAUCAACAGCUGAAGUUUCUAACCUGGAACCAAAGAAAAUUACCUACUCCCAAAUUGUUAAAGAAGGCAGGCGAUUUAAUAUUGAUUUAGUUUCCAAGGUGCUUUAUUCCCAGGGAUUGUUAAUUGACCUCCUAAUAAAGUCGAAUGUUAGCCGAUAUGCAGAGUUCAAAAAUGCAACUAGGAUCCUUGUAUUUCGAGAAGGAAAGGUGGAACAGGUACCUUGUUCCCGAGCAGAUGUCUUCAAUAGCAAACAACUCACUAUGAUAGAAAAGAGAAUGCUAAUGAAAUUUUUGACAUUUUGUUUGGAAUAUGAACAACACCCUGAUGAAUACCAAGAUUACAAGGACUGUACAUUUUCACAAUACUUAAAAUCCCAGAAAUUAACACCUAACUUGCAACAUUUUAUUCUGCAUUCUAUUGCAAUGGUAUCAGAGAGUGACAGCAGCACCACGGAUGGGCUCAAGGCAACAAAAAAAUUUCUUCAUUGUCUUGGCCGUUACGGCAAUACGCCUUUUUUGUUUCCUUUGUAUGGCCAAGGGGAGAUUUCCCAGUGCUUUUGCAGGAUGUGUGCUGUUUUUGGUGGAACCUAUUGUCUUCGCCAUUCUAUACAGUGCCUUGUAGUGGACAAAGAAUCUGGACGAUGUAAAGCAAUUAUAGAUCAUUUUGGGCAAAGAAUAAGUGCCAACUAUUUUGUUGUGGAAGAUAGUUACCUUUCAGAAGAAACAUGCACAAAUGUAUGUUACAGGCAGAUUUCCAGAGCAGUGCUCAUUACAGAUCAAUCGGUUCUAAAGACACAGUCAGACCAGCAGAUUUCUGUUUUAACUGUGCCACCAGUGGAACCUGGGCAGCCAGUAGUUUGUGUCAUUGAGUUGUGUUCUUCAACCAUGACGUGCAUGAAAGGCACCUUCUGUUCCUGUCCAACAGAUUUAGUCCAUUUAACCUGUUCAUCAACUAAAACUGCUAAAGAAGAUUUAGAGCCUGUCAUACAGAAGUUGUUCAUCCUAAAUGAUGAAAAAGAGACAGAGUCUGAAAAUGGAGGAGGAUUGGAAAAGCCCAGAGUUCUUUGGGCAGUAUACUUCAACAUGAGGGAUUCUGCAGGCAUUGACAGAAAUUCCUAUGACAGUUUACCUCCAAAUGUCUAUAUCUGUUCUGGACCAGACUGUGCUUUAGGAAAUGACUAUGCUGUCAAACAGGCUGAGACAAUAUUUCAAGAAAUGUUUCCAAAGGAAGAAUUUUGCCCACCACCACCAAAUCCGGAAGAUAUUGUCUAUGAUGGAGAUGGGACUCAGCCAGAAGAUCCUGGAUUCAGUAUUUCACCUGAGCCGAAAGCAGAGCCCUUGCCUGAAGAAAGCAGCAAUAUAGAAAAUAAAGUAACAGAAGAGCACAAUGAAUAAUAGUAGUAGUAAUAAUAAUAAUAAAAAGCCUAAACCCAAUAUCACUAUCAUCUCAGUGGAAGAUUUGGACCUGGUCUGGGGGUAACCGUUUUGUUUAUUAUUCACUAUCUUUAUAAUUAGGUUUAAUUCUACUUUACCUCUUUAAAUACCUUCACUGAUUGCAAUUGUACUGCUAGGAAGAAUGUAAUAUUCAGCUCUUCUAGGAGUGUUAAAAGCUGAUCCAGAAUCACUUAAGACAAGAUAUUUAAUUUUAAAAUUAAUUUAAUUUCCUUGAAAAGACUUCAGGUGUAUUUGUGAGAUGAAGGAAUCUUUCUAAAAUCAAGUGCAUGGUUCAAAAUAAAUAGAAACAAAAAUUAUGAGUCAGUUUAACUUCCAAAGGGACAGAUCUUCAGUUAAUAUAAACUAUUUUGAAGUCAGUGGCUCUGUGAAAAUUUACCAGUGGAAGAUUUGUCUCCUUUAAACUGCUUAUGGGGAUAGGGCACUAAAGAGUGUUGGCAGUUCUGGGGCAACAAGCUUUUAUUUACUGUUAAGAGCUCUUCUUAAUUUGAAAGUUGUUUUUGAAGUGUAUAAUAUAACAUCCUUAAAUAGUUUUGAAAUCAGUAUAAUUCCAUUUAUUCAUAUUAAGCCAAAAUAAAGGAUAAACUAGUAAAUAUGCUUGGUCUCAUUUGAAAUUAUAUAUUAGAAAUAUUAAAGAAUUGCAUACCAUACUUGUGUGAUAAGUGUCUAGGUUUCAAUUUUGUUUGCAAGUGACUGACAAUCCAGUCAGGAAGAAAAUAUAAGUACUCACAAGCACUGCUGGACAUUCUUGCAGAAUUAAGAACUAUAAAUUAAGUAUGCUUGGAAUCUUCAUGAAGAUUUAGUUUCAACAAAAAAUAAGGCACCAAAUGAACACAUUUAAGUAUUUGCAAGGUUAAAAGAUAUACAUUAUUAAAAUAGAAUUGUUGGCUGUUGUUUUUCUUGGGGGAAAAGUUACUGAUUAUAAUUGCAGUUGUGUUAAUUCAUUUGAAGUAAUAGGUCUAAAAUUAUGUAAAUUAUGCAUUUUGUAAUGAUAAAUCAUAAACAUAUUUAUACAAGAAUUUUAUAAAUUGUAUUUAUAAACUUGGUUUCUAUAUAGAGUUACAAAACCCAGACAUUUCUUGCAAAGGUUAAUUAGAGUAAUAGACUCCCAGCCCUCCUUUGAACCAUAUUUUGAAAUCAUAUAACCUAAAGGAAAACAAAGUAGUUAGCAGUGUCUUUUCUUAGAAUCAAAAGAUUUACUUGAGGUCAAAUAGGCACUGUGGGUCAGUAAUGUCUAUAAGUAUAUGUGCUGGGUAAACUUAGAUAAUGGUAAUAGUAAUGUUUCAAAUACUAUACAUCAAUAACAUGCCAUCAAAUUAUGACUGUUCAGUAUUGGCAGAUAUUUAUUGACACAAUUCUGCUUUUUGUACAGUUUUCCAGUGAAUGUGCCUGCCUUGAAAAUGGCUUUGUGCCAUAAAGGUUAAUUUAUUUAUUUUUUUACAACAUAGCUAACACAAUUAUUCUCUGUUUUA
Molecule: messenger RNA, 3556 nt
Organism: Alligator sinensis (Chinese alligator)
Lineage: Eukaryota; Metazoa; Chordata; Crocodylia; Alligatoridae
Gene: CHM
Product: CHM, Rab escort protein 1
Exons: 15
Coding region: 36-2027 (663 amino acids)
Biological process (GO): protein geranylgeranylation; small GTPase-mediated signal transduction; intracellular protein transport
Cellular component (GO): cytoplasm; Rab-protein geranylgeranyltransferase complex; cytosol
Molecular function (GO): GDP-dissociation inhibitor activity
Source: RefSeq, a predicted model, not a curated record